UCCGGCCAUGUGCGAUUGCAGUUUCCUCUGGGCGUCCAUUUCAGCAGCCUGAAAUUAAUCAGCGGGGGAUAAAGCGAGGACAAGACCGAGAAAGGAGGAAGAGAAGGAGGGAGAAGAGCUUAAGGGAAAGGAAGGGGGUCCCCCUCUACACCCCACCCCACCCCACCCCAUCCCUUGCUAAGCUCUCCCAGCGCCUUUCCCUUCCCGGGAGGAGGAAUUGCAUCUGCCAGGAUCUCUGCAGAGGAGCCACCCCGCCUGGGAUCUCCUCCUGGGAUUUCUGCAGAGGGGGGCAGCUAUUUGGAGAGGCCCCUCUUCACUCCCGGAGGUCCCUUGCCUGGUGUGAGUGCAUGGGGUGAGGCGGGGGUCCCUGUGGGGUGUCUGCUUGGGCGCGGGCAUCGAUCCUCUCCCACCCGUGCAAAGCCCACCUCGGGAGGCGCUUCUCUAGGGCUUCUGCUUGUAGAGCGCAUUAUCUCUCCUGUUGCUACUCACCCCCCCCCCACUGACCAACCCACCUACCCCUCUCCAUCAUCUCCAUCCUCACAGCAAUGGCUAGAUUCCCAUCCCCCCCUUCCUUCCUGGGCCACAAUCCCACCCGCUGCCGGGUGGGUUGAUGCAGCCCCUCUGAGCCUGGCCUGACCCAAACCGCCUCUUCCCAGCGGCGAAUCCACUUUUUCCUGGAUUCGCCCCCCCCCCGCGAGAAUUGCAGACUGGUGCCAUCUCCACCCUUUCCAGCCCACUAUCUGAAGGGCGUCCUGGAUUUAUCUAUUUUUUAAAAUCCCUGUCAGUGUCCUAUGCAGUACUGAGAAGGAGACGUGAAAUCUAGGCAGACCUGGUUCUCUGUCACAGCUUAGAGAGAAAAAGGUUGUUGAGAUAUUUUCAUUGCCAGCCAGAGUUUUUAAUACAAACCACAGCCAGGGUGGUCUGCAGGAGCCAGAGCUCACCUCCAGGAUUUUGUGGUGGCUUUCGAGUUUACAUGCUCCUUCCUAGCCCGGCCAUGCGGUGGUGAAGGAGAUGAUGUCUCUGUCCAGACUGAACAGCUUUGCCAAUGGCUUCCUGGAGGACCCCUCCAGGAUGGAGGCCGGAGGGGGUGACAUCGCCAGGGUUCUCAAGUGCUUGGAGAUGGGCACCGUCCUGACUUUGUUCUACCAGAAAAAAUCCCAGAGGCCCGAGCGGAGGACGUUUCAGGUCCGCCUGAAGAGCAGGCAGGUCGUCUGGAGCCGUACAGCUGAGAAGGUGGAAGGGGAUGUGGACAUUAGGGAAAUUAAGGAGAUCCGACCAGGGAAGAAUUCCCGGGAUUUUGAACGAUACCCAGAAGAUGCGCGGAAGGUGGAUUCUACAUUGUGCUUUGUCAUCUUAUAUGGAAUGGACUUCAGGCUGAAGACAUUGAGCAUUGCUGCCUUCUGUGAAGAUGAUGUCAAUCUCUGGGUGGCUGGCUUGAAUUGGCUGGUGACGGACACGCAGCGGGCGCAGACCCCACUCCACAUUGAGAGGUGGCUGAGAAAACAGUUUGACUCGAUGGACAGAUCAAGAGAAGGCAGCAUUACCCCAAAAGAUCUGAAGGCCAUGUUGCCCCAGGUCAACUACCGUGUGCCUAACAUGAGGUUCCUGCGGGACAAGCUUCUGGAGGUAGAAGUCCGCAAUGAAAUCACCUUCAACCAUUUUGCACACUUCUAUAAAAACUUAAUGUUUGACUCUCAGAAAUCGAUAACUGAACAGUUGGAAUUGUCUUUCCCCUUACGUAACGUGGACCGGCCAGAACUCUGCCAGAUCACACUGUACGACUUCCAGAAGUUCCUCCAAUAUGAUCAGAAGGAGCCGUGGGCUAGUGAUAUCACCAAAGUCCGGGAGUACAUGUGCAACUACCUGUGGGAUCCCUUCAGCGACAUGACGGAGCCCUUCUUCCAGUUGGAUGAGUUCCUGGCGUUCUUGUUCUCCAAAGAAAACAUGGUCAUGGACUCCAAGUAUGAGCGGGUGGUGCCGGACGAAAUGAAUUGCCCUUUAACUCAGUACUGGAUCUCGUCCUCUCAUAACACAUAUCUCACUGGAGACCAGUUCUCCAGUGAGUCCUCUCUGGAAGCCUACGCCCGCUGUCUCCGGAUGGGUUGCCGCUGCGUAGAACUGGACUGCUGGGAUGGCCCCGACGACCUGCCAAUCAUCUACCAUGGGCACACACUCACCUCCAAAAUCAAAUUCUUGGAUGUGCUGCACACCAUCAAGGAACAUGCCUUUGUCACCUCUGAGUUCCCCGUCAUCCUCUCCAUCGAGGACCACUGCAGCAUCGUCCAGCAGAGAAACAUGGCUGCCCACUUCAAGAAGGUGUUUGGGGACAUGCUGCUUACCAAGCCAGUGGACAUCAAUGCUGACCAACUACCCUCACCUGCCCAGCUCAAGAAGAAAAUCCUCAUCAAGCACAAGAAGCUGGUUGAAGGGAACCUUUAUGAAGAAGUCUCCUUGGGCAGUUACUCAGAGAAUGACAUCAGCAACUCCAUCAAGAACGGCAUACUUUACCUUGAGGACCCAAUUGACCACACCUGGAGCCCACACUACUUUGUUCUGACAAGCAACAAGAUCUAUUACUCUGAGGAGACCUCCCGCUACCAGUCCAAUGAGGAUGAGGAAGAGACGGAACAGAAAGAGGAGUUUAACAACAAUGAAAUGCACUUCAGCGAGAAAUGGUUCCACGGCAAACUGGGUGGAGGUCGUGAUGGGCGCCAGAUUGCCGAGAAGUUGCUGCAUGAGUACUGCACCGAGACGGGCGGCAAGGACGGGACUUUCUUGGUGCGGGAAAGCGAGACCUUUGUGGGCGACUACACCCUCUCCUUCUGGCGCUCAGGCCGGGUUCAGCACUGCCGCAUCCAUUCCCGGCAAGAAGCUGGCACUACCAAGUUCUACCUGACAGACAACCUGGUCUUUGACAGCCUCUACAGCCUCAUCUGCCACUACCGCGAGGUGCCACUGCGCUGCAACGAGUUCGAGAUGCGGCUGACGGACCCUGUGCCUCAGCCCAAUGCCCACGAGAGCAAGGAGUGGUACCACGCCAACCUCACCCGCCUGCAAGCUGAGCACAUGCUGAUGAGGGUCCCACGGGAUGGGGCCUUCCUCGUACGCAAGCGCAGCGAGCCCAACUCCUAUGCCAUCUCCUUCCGGGCAGAAGGCAAGAUCAAGCACUGCCGGAUUCAGCAGGAGGGGCGGCUCUUCAUGCUGGGCAGCUCGGCGGAAUUUGAGAGCCUCCUCGACCUGGUCAGCUACUACGAGAAGCACCCGCUCUACCGCAAGAUGAAGCUGCGCUACCCUAUCAACGAGGAGACGCUGGAAAAGAUGGGCACAGCGGAAUUAGACUAUGGAGCGCUCUACGAGGUGCGGACCCCUCACUUCUACGUGGAAGCCAACAAGAUGCCCAUGGCCAGGUGUACAGUGAAGGCCUUGUACGACUACAAAGCCCAACGGGAAGAUGAGCUCUCUUUCUGCAAACAAGCCAUUAUUCACAAUGUCGACAAGCAGGAUGGAGGAUGGUGGCGAGGAGACUACGGGGGCAAGAAGCAGCUCUGGUUCCCUGCCAACUAUGUGGAGGAGAUCAUGAACACCUCCGUGCCGGAGCAGGAUGAAGCCUCAGUUGAGAACAGUCCCCUGGGCAACUUUCUGAAAGGUUUCAUUGAUGUCCCUUCCUGCCACGUAGUUAUCUCCAAAGACGGGAGGAGCUCCAAACCAUUUGUCUUCACCAUCCAUUCCCAGCAGAUGACCCACCCAUCCCAGUCGCUGGAUGUUGCCACGGACACUCAGGAGGAGCUCAACGACUGGGUGGCCAAGAUCCGGGAGGCCACACAGAAUGCAGAUGCCAGGAUGCAAGAAGGGAAGAUUAUGGAGCGGAGGAAGAAGAUUGCUCUGGAGCUGUCCGAACUGGUCGUUUAUUGCCGCCCGGUGCCUUUUGAUGAGGAGAAGAUUGGCACAGAGAAAGCCUGUUGCCGGGACAUGUCUUCCUUCCCAGAAACCAAGGCAGAGAAGUACGCCAACCGCAGCAAGGGCAAGAAAUUCCUGCACUACAACCGCCGGCAGUUGAGCCGCAUCUACCCCAAGGGGCAACGCCUUGACUCCUCCAACUACGACCCGCUGCCCAUGUGGAUCUGCGGCAGUCAGUUGGUGGCCCUCAACUUCCAGACACCUGACAAGCCUAUGCAGUUGAACCAGUCGCUCUUCAUGCUGGGCGGGCGCAGCGGAUACGUAUUGCAGCCAGACAUCAUGCGGGAUGAACUCUUUGACCCCUUUGACAAGAGCAGCCUGAAGCACGUGGAGCCCAUCACCGUUCAGCUACAGAUCCUGGGUGCCAGACACCUCCCCAAGAACGGGCGCAGCAUAGUUUGCCCCUUUGUGGAGGUGGAGGUCUGCGGCUCUGAGUUUGACAACAGCAAAAACAAGACAGAUGUCGUAGCUGACAAUGGCCUCAACACCGUCUGGCUUGUCAAACAGUUUGUCUUCGACAUCAACAACCCCGAGUUUGCCUUCCUGCGCUUUGUGGUCUACGAAGAGGACAUGUUCAGCGACCCAAACUUCUUGGCUCAGGCCACCUUCCCUGUCAAGGGCCUCAAAACAGGUUACAGGUCAGUGCCCCUGAAGAACAGCUACAGCGAGGACCUCGAACUUGCUUCUCUGCUGCUACACAUUGAAAUUGUCAAUGCCAAGGAGGAAGACGAUGAGAACCUCUACUCCUCCAUCCAGCAGCUGCGUGACCGGGCCAAUGAACUCUCCAACCAGAUGUCUGGCAUUGAGCACAGCAACAAUUGUGAUGCGCGUGAUCAGCAGCGGCUGGACGAGCUGCGAGCCGCGCAAGAGCGUCUCAUGGAGCUGACAGAAGUGCGCAACAGAAAGCUGAUGGAGAAGAAGCAGCGAGACCGGCAGUUGGCCAACAAGCGUAACUGAACCAAGGCCGACGUUCCUGGCUUGACCAUCCUGCUGGGGAGCCCAAAGCAGCCUCCCCCGUUGCCCCACCAAACCCCAAGGAGGCCUUUGAUACCAGCCAUUACCCAGGCAGGUCUCUGUUGCUUAAGUCCCAGCUGGCUGGUGCCUGGGGCAGAGGCUGCUGAUGUCACCACAGCAGGAGUGCUCCCCAGUGGUGUUGGGAAGCAGAAAUGUAAGCAGACUAAACGCCUGCCAAGAUUGAGGCCCUGCAGUUCAUACAGGCCCCAUGACACACAUUCGGCGUGAACCUCUUGGAAUUUUUUUGUUGAGCUACAUUUUAACUCAUAGCAUUUUUCAUUCUACAUGGACAGAGGAGCUGGGUCUUCUAUUAUGUUUAAUUUAACCACCACCACCCCUUGUGGAGGGUUGCCACUUGAAAGGACGGGAGUGGCAGAUGUCUCUGAUCUCACUUCCUGGGAGACAUUACAAACCUACAAAACAACUAGCUGAAAAGAUGCCAGAGGGCUAGACUGGGAAGGAACUGGGAUGGAGAAGGUUGAUGAGCCAUGGUUGGCUCCAGAGGACUUGCAACGUGGAGCUGAGGAAAGAAGAUUCCAAGGGUGAUAGUUAAGCAAAAAAGAUUGCGUGGGAGGGAGGCUCAAUUGGUGAGGCCAGGAACAAGAUAUAUCCUGUCUUCGGGGAAGGGAGUUGCUGGGUUUCAUUCUGCUGUCACCUGCAACGCAAAUACGCCUGCUUGUUUUCACACCCACCCCUCCCUCCUUUCUGUCCUUAAGCACAAGUGCCAAAGUGCCCAACCCCAAACCUUGCUGUCAUAUGGCACUUGAGCUUCCCUGUUUACUCAGGAGUAGAUCUCCUUUACUUGGACGGAGCUUAUUCCCAAGUAAGUGUGCGCAGGAUGGCAGCCUUGGCAUAUUUAUUUAUUUAUUGUAGGGAAAUGUUUCCCUUGCACCCACUGCCUUUCACACCUUUCGGCCAUGGAUAUUUCCCAGUGUUUCCUGAACCCCUGGUGUUGCAGAGAGUAGGACCAGCCCUAUGAUCAGCUGCAUCAUAGCAACAGGGAAGGAAGCUGGCCCAGGGCAGUGGCUGUUGCUCCUGGCUUGAUGCCCUCUGGCCUUGGUAGUCUUGCUUCCUUACUAGGAUCUUCAAAAGGGUAUAGGAUAUAGAUGUGCAAAAAAACUCCAAAAAAACCCACCCUGAGAAAUGUCAUUUGUCUUGUUGAAACGCUUGAGACGGAAUCUUUAAAUUCAGCUCAGUUUUCACUUUAGCGGUCGAUGGCUUCUUACAGUUUCCACUGGGGACUCAUGAGUACAGCUUCACAGGGUAGGCCAUGGUAAGAACAGACACGAGGACAGUGAUUCUGUAGCCUCUGGCGUGCCUGUCCCCUUCCCCCCCCCACACACACACACACCCCAGCCAAGAAAGAGAGAAAGACUUCAUGGGAGAAUUGGGGAGUAUGUCAGUAAAUCAUACACCUCACUUUUUGGAGGCAUACAGGUUGGUAUCUGGUGGUGGAUUGGAUCGGAAUUGUCCCUUCCUCUGCAUUUUAAGAACCGAUUUCAGAGGUGACAUUCAGAUUCCUUGGCAGUUUGGCCCUGAGCAGGAUAGCAAGACAAGGGUUCCGUACUCGCCUGAAUUAGUUCCUUGGUCUUUCCUGAGAAUCAUGGAUGAAGAAAUUCUGAAUAGUUGGGUGCUGCAUACUGUUUGCAGAACUUUGAUUGUUUUAGCAGCACGAGCCCUACACCCAACACCAGAUGGUGGUGGGGAAAAAUUACACAAGAAGUCCAUAAACUGAAAUCGAACCCAAGGGAAGGUGACUCCCCAAAUGCCCCAGCCUCAAGCAACAGCCCCAAUUUAUUGCUGCAGGGAAUAGAGCCACUGGCAGGGGAAUGAAACUGAACUAAGCGUCUGCUGCAACUGAGAGGCCUGUUCAAAUGAUGAGGUGAUCUCAGUAGAGGCUCUAGUAAAGUUCUAUAGACAGGGAAGGCUGGCCUACAUGCAGAAGGUAAAAGGUCUGCACAGUAAGCAAGGUCCAAAUGUACAGGUGGCAAAAAGAACAGUGAGGUCUGAAUGGACAGAGUAAGUUGAUGAAAGGUUGCUUAAAGGGGCUCUAGCCACUAGGAUUGCUGCUCCACAAACCCUGUUGAGAUGAAUGGGACAUGUUUGCAGGAAUACUCUCACACACACACCACACUGAUUUCAGUGAUGUUUGUGUAGGAGCCAUUCCAAGAAAGUUAUCUCCAAUUGAGAAGAGGGAAGAUGAAGGUGGCUGGAAGGAAAUGUCAAGGAUUGCCAAGAAGGUUUAAGAGGAGACAGACAAGUUCCAAGGACUAGUAAGAUGACAGGUCCUCCUGAUCAGAUUGUGUUGGGCGUAGUUUCGUUCUGCCAGAUGCUCACCUUAUGCGCUACCUUUGAAGCCUAUUCCUUUGCUCAGCCAUCUGUUGUGAGGGAUGCACAGACCUCUUAAUAAGGGCUGGUGAAGAGGUGGUGGUUAGUACCGCACAGGCCUAUGUAAAAAUGAUGAACAGAAGAGUUGAUAACACCUGCCAGGAGGUAUAGGAUAGACAAGAAGCUCAAAUCUUCAAGAAGCAGAAUCUUCUUUCUUCACUCUUCCAAUGAACUGGUGCCAGGCCCAGAGAGGAGCUAUCUUACUGCAAACAAUUUAACCCUGGACAUUUUGUCAUAGCCUUUGAGCAGGUUGAGAAUUUUAACCUACACACACACACACAUAUAUAUGUAUAUGUAUAUAUAUGUAUAUAUAUAUAUAUAUAUAUAUACACAUAUACAUACAUACAUAUAUACAUAUAUAUAUAUAUAUAUAUACACACACACACACACAAACAAACAAACUUGCUGGGAAAUCUAGACAAAAGAGAGGGCCUGGGUGCAAACUGCACCAAGCAAGAUGAUGGAUUCAACUUCAGUAUUCCCCAAAAUGCCUGGUCUCUCUGUGCAGAUCCUAGCACUUCUGGUGCCAUGCAACAGUCUACAGCUCUUUCUCUAGAACAGCCUGGAUUCUGCCGGAUGAUGUUGGACUUCCACUCCCAUCAGCCCAGGACAUGGGUGCUGUCUGGGGCUGAUGACAAUCCUACCCCCAACGACGUGUAGGGCACCAGGAUGGGGAAAGGCUGAUUUAGAGUACCUUAACACCACUGACAGUUUACAUGGUUAUUUAGAGCAGGCCUGAAAGACAAGGGGCACAGCUAAACGAUAGGACAUUUGGUCUUUUCUUUCCAGGAGAGUUGCCCUGAUGUUGAGCAGAAGGGGAUGCCUUCCUGCCAAGAACACGUAGCUCCUUGUCAGAACUAACCUGGGACGGACUUCCUCUCCUCUUUGUGACCUGUUCUGGUCCUUUUCCCCCAUGGUCACAGAACAGAGCUAUGGCAGAAGCGUCUCUCAUCAGGGUCAGAGAAGAGUUGCCUUGACUCCCUUGCCAACUUAGGACAGGGAGGGGUAGGAAAAGAUAGGUUGUGGCCAGCUGCUAGCAUGGAGAAAGCACUGCAGAGCUGGGGCUCUCUCCAAACCCUGCUGCCUUGAAGCACAGGCAGGGUUGGAAUUGCGGGUGGAGGGGGAGGUUCUGCCUACUGAAGGGGACCAAGCCUGAAGCCAUUUGUGCAUAGCUCUGCUUCAAAAGCAAGUAGGUGGCGCAUCUUACUCCUGCAAAACCUCCACUAUUGAAAAAACUGCCAGUCCUAAAAGUUUGUGGGCAAAAGACGAUAACAAACUUGUGGUCAGGACUCUGGUGAAGCUGCUAGUUAGAAAUGAAAGUACUUGGGCUGUUAUUUCUGAUUCCAAUUAAGGUAGCCUCUUGUGUGUCCACGUAAUUGGAAGGAGAUUCAACUCAUUUCAAAUAUACUAGCAGGGGUGUUUGUAAUUUACCGUGGGUUGAAGGAUGGCACAGAGCCACGAGGUCCAGUUUACCUACCAUUCAUGCCUUUGACCCGGGAAUUUUCUAGCUCUUCAGUACCACUGUCACUACAGGCCACAGACUACACGAGUGGAAGGAAAGGCUUAAGAAAGCAGCGGCAGAAGUUCCUACUUGAGCACCACUCAAGAUCUGUUUCACAGAGAACCCACCUCUCAAUUAGAAGAAGACUGGAUGCUUACUUUGUGGGAGGGGCGGGAGAGAUGCUGACACAGUUUGGGGGGACCCCACCCCAAAAGGGGAGAACACAAGAAGCACAAGACAGUCAGCAGAUACACUAACACUGUUGCAAGGAGACCAUGUCCCUUGCAGUGCCACUCUGGGGAGGGACCCAUGUAUCUUUUGUAUGAAAAUAAAAUCUAUUU
Rhineura floridana is the source of this 9201-nucleotide messenger RNA. RefSeq names its product 1-phosphatidylinositol 4,5-bisphosphate phosphodiesterase gamma-1-like. The record is from RefSeq and is a predicted model, not a curated record. NCBI's taxonomy places the organism in Eukaryota, Metazoa, Chordata, Lepidosauria, Squamata, Rhineuridae. The transcript is spliced from 32 exons. Gene Ontology annotation, molecular function: calcium ion binding; phosphatidylinositol-4,5-bisphosphate phospholipase C activity; protein binding. Gene Ontology annotation, biological process: positive regulation of epithelial cell migration; phospholipid catabolic process; phosphatidylinositol-mediated signaling. Bases 1012 to 4914 code for a protein of 1300 amino acids.